This is a messenger RNA of Herpailurus yagouaroundi (jaguarundi), 1327 nucleotides long. Its product is annotated as fumarylacetoacetate hydrolase domain-containing protein 2A. NCBI's taxonomy places the organism in Eukaryota, Metazoa, Chordata, Mammalia, Carnivora, Felidae. The transcript has 8 exons. The record is from RefSeq and is a predicted model, not a curated record. Gene Ontology annotation, molecular function: catalytic activity. Bases 228 to 1169 code for a protein of 313 amino acids.
UGGCGUCACUAGGCAGCGCCCGCUUGUGCAAAAGUCUUACUUAGUGAAGCAGCCUGGCGUGUUGUCCCCGCGGUUCCCCGCCGGUCGCUGUUUCCGAAACGCGCUGCAGGUGUCUAGGCGCCCGCUGACCUCGGCCCCCAGCUCGGUGAGCCCUAGCCCGACAGCUCAGGGAGCCCGGCAAGACCCGCCGCCGCGGCCAGGACCUAAUUUUUUCUUCACAGGUUCUGAUGCUGGUCUCUUGUAGAAGGUUGCUCACAGCUUUGCUGCAGGCUCAGAAGUGGCCCUUUCAGCCCUCCAGAAAUAUGAGACUGGUGCAGUUCCAGGCACCCCACCUGAUGGGGCCUCACCUGGGCCUGGAAUCAGGGAAUGGCGGGGGGGUCAUUAACCUCAACGCCUUUGACCCCACACUGCCCAAGACAAUGAUGGAGUUCCUGGAGCAGGGAGAGGCCACUCUCUCGGUGGCAAGAAGAGCUCUGGCUGCCCAGUUGCCAGUCCUACCACGGUCAGAGGUGACCUUUCUGGCCCCUGUCACACGGCCAGACAAGGUGGUGUGUGUGGGAAUGAAUUAUGUGGACCACUGCAAAGAGCAGAACGUUCCUGUGCCCAAGGAGCCCAUCAUCUUCAGCAAGUUUGCCAGUUCCAUCGUGGGGCCCUACGACGAGGUCAUCCUCCCACCCUUGAGCCAGGAGGUGGACUGGGAGGUGGAGCUGGCUGUGAUCAUUGGAAGGAAAGGCAAGCACAUCAAGGCCACAGAUGCCAUGGCUCACGUAGCCGGCUUCACUGUGGCUCAUGAUGUAAGUGCUCGUGACUGGCAAAUGAGACGCAAUGGAAAGCAGUGGCUGCUGGGAAAAACCUUUGACACCUUCUGCCCCCUGGGCCCUGCCUUGGUGACCAAGGACAGUAUAGCAGAUCCACACAACUUAAAGAUCUGCUGCCGAGUGAACGGGGAAGUGGUCCAGAGCAGCAACACCAACCAGAUGGUGUUUAAGACAGAAGAGCUGAUAGCCUGGGUCUCCCAGUUCGUGACUCUUUACCCAGGGGAUGUCAUCCUGACUGGGACGCCCCCAGGUGUUGGUGUAUUCAGGAAACCUCCAGUCUUUCUCAAGAAGGGUGAUGAAGUUCAGUGUGAAAUCGAAGAACUAGGCGUCAUCAUCAACAAGGUGGUGUGAUGGGUCUUACCACAAGCCCUGGACUUAAGAGGUGGGAGCAUCCACUGCCGUCCAUCACAGGGAGCAGCCCAGUGCCAGCUGUUUCAAGCUACCUCUUCUGGGUGGAGGGAGAGGGAUGGAGCCCUCCUCGUCAAUAAAAUUCUCAGCCCAAAGCAGCA